This is a messenger RNA of Macrobrachium nipponense, 1431 nucleotides long. RefSeq names its product putative inorganic phosphate cotransporter. Lineage: Eukaryota; Metazoa; Arthropoda; Malacostraca; Decapoda; Palaemonidae. Bases 1 to 1344 code for a protein of 447 amino acids. Gene Ontology annotation, biological process: transmembrane transport; monoatomic anion transport. Gene Ontology annotation, cellular component: membrane. Gene Ontology annotation, molecular function: transmembrane transporter activity. The record is from RefSeq and is a predicted model, not a curated record. The transcript has 7 exons.
AUGUUUCCAGCUAAUGGCGGCUGGGGUCUUCGUCACGUCUUCGGCCUGUUGAUCUUUCUCGGCAUUGCCGUCAACUACAUGAACAGAAACAACAUCAGCAUCGCCAUAGUAGCCAUGGUUAUGGUUUCGAAUGACUCUGACGUCACGGAACGGGCGGACGGCUGCCCCCCGCCCCCCUCCACAUCAAAUGAAACCAGGGACUAUGCCCCGAUGGGAGAAUUCGACUGGGACGAAAUGACACAAGGGAAGAUCCUGGGCAGUUUCUUCUACGGGUACAUCGUGGGUAACCUGUUGGGAGGUUUCGUUGCUGAGUACUUCGGGGGAAGGUUUACGUUGGGGGUCUGCGUCGCAUCUCUAUCCGUCUUUAGCCUCUUGUCACCCAUCUCUGUCAGGACCUCCACCACGCUCUACGUGGGUCUCAGGGCUUUGUCCGGUAUUUUGCAGGGUCCUCUCUUUCCAGCAAUUUUCACUUUGAUGGUAUCUUGGGUGCCUCCAAAAGACAAAGCCAUCUUCAGCUCUGUAGUUUUCCGUAUCCUACCAUCCUCCACAGGAGACCGCUUCGGCACAGUCAUUUCCAUGGCCUUGGGGGGCGUGAUGUCAGGCUCGGAUUUCCUGGGUGGGUGGCCGUCCGUUUUCUAUGUGUUCGGGAUCGUCGGUCUCCUCUGGAGCUUGGCCUGGUUCGUCCUCAUCCGCGACCAGCCUGAGGAUCACCCUUGGAUAUCCUCGAAGGAACUCAGUUACAUAAGGUCUCAUUCACCCACCGUUAAGUCAUCAAAGGCUCUGAAAAUCCCGUGGAAGGAUAUCGCCACGUCGACGCCCUUCUUGUGUCUAGUUGUCUUUCAAUUUGGGUAUCGCUUAGGAUUCUUCAUCAUCCUGACUGAGAUCCCUACUUACCUCAAUAAUAUACAACACUUCGACUUGGCUAGUAACGGUAUACUUUCCGCUGUACCUCACGUGUGUGUACUCAUAGCCAGUCCUUUGUUUGGAGCCAUCGCAGACAAGAUAUCUGAAAAGAAGUGGCUGAGUAUCACAACGACAAGAAAAUUGGCUACGGGAGUAGGUCUUUACUCAUCUUCCUUGUGCCUAAUAGCCAUGUGGUUCGUGGACUGCAACACAACGUUAAUUGUUGUGUUACUGUGUACAGCAGAGAGUCUCAACAGUGCCCAACUUAGCGGCGCUUAUCUAGGGGAACAAGACAUCUCCCCUAACUUCGCUGGAGUGUUGAAAGGAAUAGCAAACUCUGUGGCCUCCAUCGCUGGAUUUAUUGUUCCAUUAAUUGUAGGAGUAAUUACUUCUGGCAAUGUGAGUCUAGCGUUAGAAAAUUUAUUCUUAAACUAUAGGUGAGUUUACACUAGGCUUCACCUAAUACUGCAUGCAUAAGACUCAUCACCAACUCCUCCCAAAUUCUUGUUAGCCCCAUCUACUUGAGUA